Populus nigra (black poplar) is the source of this 3748-nucleotide messenger RNA. RefSeq names its product auxin response factor 6-like. The transcript is spliced from 14 exons. Gene Ontology annotation, cellular component: nucleus. The record is from RefSeq and is a predicted model, not a curated record. Gene Ontology annotation, molecular function: protein binding; DNA binding. NCBI's taxonomy places the organism in Eukaryota, Viridiplantae, Streptophyta, Magnoliopsida, Malpighiales, Salicaceae. Gene Ontology annotation, biological process: response to hormone; regulation of DNA-templated transcription. Bases 869 to 3556 code for a protein of 895 amino acids.
ACACCCUUCUCAUCUCUCGCUUUCUAAUAAGAAAUCUGACACACUCCCUCUGUUUACCUCCCUCUCUUUCUUUUCUGUGUUCAGGGAGGACACGGGAGGAGGAACCUUAGCUCGCCUAGCCUUUCUUCUCAUGCUAGUAUAAAAAAGACAGCUAAAAGAUGGUGGCGGUUAGAUGUCCUCUUCAUUGAUUGAGACCCCAUUAAAAAAGAAAAGAGAAAAGAGAAAAACAAAGAAAGAGGUAAAAGCAGAAGCAUCAGCAGCAAGCAACACAACCACGUACUAUAAUAUCCAUCGUUACUGGGAAAAAUAAACUCUCCCCAUUAAUCUUCCGUUUCUUCUCCUCUGUUAACAUGUUGUGAAUAUAGGUAGCAUACAAGUGCUUGAAGCAGUGUGGUGUGGUAGCUAUGAAAAUGUUGCGCACUCGGUUUUUAGUCCAUAGUUAAUGCUAUUUGGGGUGUGAAAAGAUCUGGGUUUUCUCAGAGAACUCAAAAUUUAGUGACAUUCUACUAAGAUCUAGCUUAAAUGAGCCGCACAAGUGAGUGCUUUUGUCGGCUGGUUAAAGCUUAUUUGAAAAGCGGAUGAGGCUGAAAUCGAUCGUGUUUUGUAGCAAAACCGGUUUCGGUUGAGGAUUUAGAAACUGGGUCCGUUUCUUUGCUUUUCUUGGCUUCCAGAUGAACUUGUCUUUGAUGGUUUAAUAGUUUAGUCAUUCUUUUUUGGGUAAGAGGGAAGGUAAAAAGGUGAAGAACAGGAAGAAGAAGGCAUGAUAUUGUCAUUGUGUGAAGGGAAGAAAUUAGUGAAGAUUGUUUGGGUUGUGGGUCUAAACUUGUUGCGAUUGUGUUAUUAAAUCUCUCCCCCUCUCUCAGUCUUAAUGAGGCACUCUUCAGCUGGUUUUAAUCCACAAACCCACGAAGUGGAAAAGCGGGUGCUGAAUUCUGAACUAUGGCACGCAUGUGCGGGUCCUCUUGUUUCUCUACCUGCUGUUGGAAGCCGCGCUGUUUAUUUCCCACAAGGUCACAGUGAGCAGGUUGCCGCAUCAACGAACAAGGAAGUAAAUGCCCAGAUUCCAAGCUACCCAAGCUUGCCCGCACAACUUAUCUGUCAGCUUCACAAUGUGACCAUGCAUGCAGAUGUUGAGACGGAUGAAGUUUAUGCACAAAUGACCUUGCAGCCACUAAGUCCACAAGAGCAAAAGGAUGCCUACCUUCCAGCAGAUAUGGGCACCCCUAGCAAACAGCCAACCAAUUAUUUCUGUAAGACUUUGACAGCCAGUGACACAAGUACUCACGGAGGAUUCUCUGUCCCUCGGCGGGCAGCCGAGAAAGUGUUCCCACCAUUGGAUUUUUCUCAGCAUCCUCCAGCUCAAGAGUUGAUUGCUAGGGAUUUGCAUGAUAAUGAAUGGAAAUUCAGACACAUAUUUCGCGGCCAGCCGAAAAGACACCUUCUUACAACUGGGUGGAGUGUGUUUGUGAGUGCUAAAAGGCUUGUUGCUGGGGAUUCAGUGCUUUUUAUCUGGAAUGAAAAGAAUCAGCUACUACUUGGCAUUAGGCGCGCUACUCGACCGCAAACAGUGAUGCCUUCAUCAGUCUUAUCAAGCGAUAGCAUGCACUUGGGCCUUCUUGCAGCUGCAGCUCAUGCAGCUGCAACAAAUAGCCGUUUUACCAUAUUUUACAAUCCAAGGGCUAGUCCAUCAGAGUUCGUCAUACCACUGGCCAAAUAUCUUAAAGCUGUUUAUUAUACUCGUGUGUCUGUUGGCAUGCGCUUUAGGAUGAUGUUCGAAACAGAAGAAUCAAGUGUCCGUCGCUACAUGGGUACAAUAACUGGCAUAAGUGACUUGGAUGUUGUUAGGUGGCCAAAUUCACAAUGGCGUUCAGUCAAGGUUGGCUGGGAUGAGUCUACAGAUGGGGAGAGGCAGCCAAGAGUUUCUCUUUGGGAGAUUGAACCACUAACCACUUUCCCUACAUAUCCAUUUCCCCUAAGGCUCAAGCGGCCAUGGCCGCCAGGACUACCCUCUUUCCAUGGCAUCAAGGAUGAUGAUCUAGGAAAGAACUCGUCCCUUAUGUGGCUACGAGGAGAUGGAGACUGUGGAUAUCAAUCUUUGAACUUGCAGGGAACUGGAGUUUCACCAUGGGUGCAGCCAAGAGUUGAUGCUUCAAUGCUAGGUUUGCAAAAUGAUGUCUACCAAACUAUGGCUACCGCUGCCUUUCAGGAAAUGAGGACUCUAGAUCCUUCCAAAUCAUCAGCUGCAUCCUUUUUGCAAUUCCAGCAACACCAGAAUCUCCCAACCAGGAGUGCUGCUUUAAUGCAGCCAUGUAUGUUGCAGCAGUCUCCUCCUCAACAGACCUUUCUUCAAGGUGUUCAAGAGAAUAAACAUCAGUCUCAGACUCCAUCCCAGUCACACCUUAUUCAGCAACAACUGCUGCAUCAUCACUUACUUGACAGUCCACAGCAGCAGCAGCAGCAGCCAUUUCUGCAACAACAGCAACUGGCUGACCAACAGAUCCCAAAUGGUGUCUCUGCAAUAUCUCAAUUUGCUUCAGCCUCUCAAUCCCUGACACCACCAUUGCAAGCUAUUUCACUAUGCCAGCAGCACAGCUAUUCUGACUCAAAUGGGAACCCUGCGACGAGCCCUGCUGUUUCUUCCCUGCAAAGUCUUUUGGACUCUUUUCCCCCGAAUGAAUCAUCUCAUUUGCUAAGUUGGCCUAGAAUAAAUCCCUUGGUAACUUCAUCAGGCUGGCCGUCAAAGCGAGCUGCUGUUGAAUCUCUUACUUCCACUGGAGCUCCUCAAUGCAUGGUGACCCAAGUGGAGCAGCUGGGGCCACUUCACACAAGCAUCACUCCUAGUUCUGUUUCUUUGCCACCCUUUCCUGGAAGAGAAUGUUCAAUAGACCGGGAUGGUGGCACUGAUCAACAAAACCAUCUUCUUUUCGGUGUCAACAUAGAGCCAUCAUCUCUUCUACUGCAGAAUGGAAUGUCAAGUCUCAGGGGAGUUGGAAGUGAUAGUGAUUCCACAACUAUACCUUUCUCUUCUAAUUACAUGAGUACUGCAGGCACCAAUUUCUCGCUUAAUCCAGCAAUGACACCUUCAAGUUGCAUUGAUGAUUCAUGUUUCCUGCAAUCCACAGAAAAUGUGAGCCAAGGAAAUCCACCAACCAGAACCUUUGUUAAGGUUUACAAGUCAGGGUCCCUUUGUAGGUCACUGGAUAUCACCAAAUUCAGCAGCUACAAUGAGUUGCGCAGUGAGCUUUCUCGCAUGUUUGGCCUUGAAGGCCAACUGGAGGACCCCCUGAGAUCAGGCUGGCAGCUUGUAUUCAUCGACCGGGAGAAUGAUGUUCUUCUCCUUGGUGAUGGCCCCUGGCCGGAAUUUGUAAACAGUGUGUGGUACAUCAAAAUACUCUCACCACAAGAAGUACAGCAAAUGGGAAAACGAGGUUUAGAGCUUCUAAACUCUUUUCCAAUUCAGAGGCUUUCCAAUGGCAGCUGUGAUGACUAUGCAAACCGGCAGGAUUCAAAAUCUUCGAGCACUGGUAUAACUUCUGUGGGGUCUUUGGACUGCUGAACAAUUUAAGAAGUUAAGAUACCACUAUUUCUUCUGUAAUAUCAGCUUCUCUUCCACCUCUUUCAGUUUCAGAGGUGGAAGGGCAGCCUAAUCCUAGCGUAAAGUUUCAUAUAAGCUAUUACUGUAAUUAGAAAAUACUGUUUCUCGUUCUCUCAAGCUAUUGGAUGCCUACAGUUGAUAUUAGGAGACAAA